Messenger RNA from Symbiodinium pilosum, 726 nucleotides. NCBI's taxonomy places the organism in Eukaryota, Dinophyceae, Suessiales, Symbiodiniaceae. The record is from the annotation of a GenBank genome assembly.
AUGCUUAAGGUCGGUGGGGUCGCGGCCAAGGCGGAAUUCAAGGAUGAGGCGCCGUGCCUCACGGGCGGCCUUCCUACGCCCGAUUCGGUUGCUGCACAGAAGGAGGCUUACAUCGAGAGCCUGGAGCGCGAGCUCCGGGAAGGAGUGGCCAACUUGGCAGAGCAGCAUCGCCGGAAGACGGACGAUCUGCAUGCAAGAGCCAAUCAGCAGAGGAGUCAGUUCAGCCUCACGCUGGAGAAGAUGGCGAAGGAGCAAGAGACAAUGCUUGACAGGCAGCAUCAGAGCCAGCUCCAGCAACUGCAGGACUCCGCACAGCGGCAGCUCAACGAUUUGGAUCGACAGGCAGAGCUGUUGGUGCAGGCAUGGAAUGCUCAGGAAGGACACAUCGUGGCCGCUCAAAGUGAUAGCCUGGCCCAGGAGUCGUGGAAGGUGCCCAGCGGCGGGAGCAUGCGAUUAGCCUGGCCUGGUACCCCCCAGGCUUCGCAUGGCGGCAGCAUGUCCGUGCGGGUGGCACCACCAUCCAGAAGCCAAUUGAUUGCUGCAGGCUUUCCUCGCGAGCAAUCCAUGCCGAUUCGGAGCCCUUCGCAUGCCACGGUCAUGGCUUUGAGCUCGCCGAAGCACACGCAGGCUGUGACGAUGCCUGCGUCAUCGGGAGCAUUGCAGGGUCAACCCAUCGUUUUGCCAGCAGCAACACCGCCAACCAGAUGGUCUCCGCCUGGGAAGUGA